AUGGAUUCUCAAGGGUUUCAAAAAUCUGAUUUUCGUGAAACUGAUAUCGCUGAGAGAUCGCCCUGUUGCAGUUACGCUAGGUACAAGAAAAUCUUGGGGAGAGGAGCAUUCAAGGAUGUGUAUAAAGGGUUUGAUCAUGUGAAUAACAUGGAGAUUGCCUGGAACCAGAUCUGUGUAGAUGAUGAGAGCACCUUAAAGUCCCCGGGAAAUCAAGUAUCAUUAUGUUCUGAGGCUGUUUUGUUGAAUUCCCUGAACCAUAGGAACAUCAUGAAGUGCUACAGCUAUUGGGUGGAUUACGACAACAAAUCUGUGAAUAUAAUUACGGAGUUGUUCAGUUCUGGGAGUUUGCGGCAGUACAUGAAGAAACUCGGCGGUGUUGAUAUCCAAACUAUCAAGAAUUGGGGCAGGCAGAUGCUACAAGGACUGGAGUAUCUCCAUAGCCGAAACCCGUGUAUUAUUCAUCGGGAUGUGAAGUGUGACAAUAUUUUCGUUGAUGCUAGCAAGGGUGAGAUCAAACUUGGAGAUUUUGGGUUGGCUACUGCGAUGGAACAGAGCCCAGUUCGGGUACUGGCAGGCACGCCUGAGUUUAUGGCACCAGAGUAUUAUGACGAGGAGUACAACGAGUUGGUGGAUGUAUAUGCUUUUGGGAUGUGUUUGAUGGAGUUGGCUACUUCUGAGUAUCCCUAUUCUGAGUGCACAAAUCCAGCACAGAUCUUCAAGAAAGUGACAUCUGGGAUCAAGCCUGCUGCUCUGGGGAAAGUGCAGGAUCCUCAGGUGAAGGAGAUUAUAGAGAGGUGCUUUUUACCUGCUUCUUUGAGGCCAUCUGCUGUGGAGCUAUUGAAGGAUCCAUUCUUCUCAUUUGAAAUUCGAACGGAGAUAGAGCAUAAUAGUAGAUGUCCCAGCUCGACGACCAGCAGCAGGGAUUCUUCCUUGACAGUUGCAGAGAUAGAUGAAUCACGUGCAGUUUCCAGUUCAAGUUUAGAAGUGGACUUUGGAGUUGAUUCAACAGAUCGACUAGUUCGGAACGAAGAUCAAUACCUUGGAGUGGAGAGUUGCUACAUCAAUGAAUCGGGUUUUUCGGAGAUAUAUGCAAUGUACAAUUCCAUCUCCCUGUCAGAUGCUACUAGUGGUAAACUACCCACCUCUUGCUGUCAGUCUUCAGUGGGAGAUGUCUCUAUGAAUUCGAAAAUCACCUUCGCUUCGUCGUCCGGUGCUGCAUCAAAGGAUUUUCUUUUCUGUAUAUCAAGACUGUCCUUACCUAGAAAAUCACAACUUACAUAG
This is a messenger RNA of Sesamum indicum (sesame), 1281 nucleotides long. Its product is annotated as putative serine/threonine-protein kinase WNK11. Gene Ontology annotation, biological process: protein phosphorylation. NCBI's taxonomy places the organism in Eukaryota, Viridiplantae, Streptophyta, Magnoliopsida, Lamiales, Pedaliaceae. The record is from RefSeq and is a predicted model, not a curated record. Gene Ontology annotation, molecular function: protein kinase activity; ATP binding.